Messenger RNA from Megalops cyprinoides (Indo-Pacific tarpon), 1096 nucleotides. It is a transcript of the gene mrps18a, whose product is annotated as mitochondrial ribosomal protein S18A. Gene Ontology annotation, biological process: mitochondrial translation. Gene Ontology annotation, cellular component: mitochondrial small ribosomal subunit; ribosome. The record is from RefSeq and is a predicted model, not a curated record. Gene Ontology annotation, molecular function: small ribosomal subunit rRNA binding; structural constituent of ribosome. The transcript is spliced from 6 exons. Lineage: Eukaryota; Metazoa; Chordata; Actinopteri; Elopiformes; Megalopidae. The coding region runs from base 20 to 652 and encodes 210 amino acids.
GAGGAAAGUCAAAUCCAAAAUGGCAAUGCGGUGUUUGCUGAGGUCCGUGUGGACGUCUCUGUCAGGCGUACAGUAUUUAGCCCAACAUUCUAACAGCAGCAUUUUAAAGAAGAUCGUCAGAGCGCCGGUGUUUCCAGUUUUAGGGAAUAUUCAGAGCAGAGGCGUCCGACAAAUUGUGGAGAAGAAGGAGGGGAACACAGUAACUAUAGAAGGAAAAAUAUUGGAGACUCCUGAGAGGCCACCCCCUCCCAACCCUGAAGGGGAUUGUCCCAUUUGCCAGUGGAACCUAAAUAACAAAUACAACUACACUGAUGUCCUUCUGCUCAGUCAGUUCAUCCGCCCCGACGGGGGGAUGCUGCCGCGCCGCAUCACCGGCCUCUGCCUCACAGAACACCGGAAGGUAGCCGUCUGUGUCCAGAUGGCCCACCGCGCAGGUCUACUCCCUGACCACAAGCCAAAGCUGCCAGAGGGUCACGUUCCGAAGAAACCCAAGCCACAGCUCAACAGGUACUUGACACGCUGGUCCAUCGACACCGUGAAGCCCAUUUGGAAGAGGGGACUGAAGUGGUGCAAAGUCCGAAUGCCAGUGGGCAGCCCCCUUCUCAAGGACAACGUGCGCUACGGCAAAAAGCCCCUUUACCUGAGGCACUGACUACUGCCAGAACAACCAGGCGCUCUGCAGCUCAGCCCAUAAACACUCAUUUCAUUCAGCUAAGACGGCUAAUCUCGGCCCCAUUCUGUGAAAGAACUGGAACUGAUCCAGGGUCAGGGCUUGGGGCCGAAUCUGCGUGCAGUGAAUUGGUAAUGGCUGGAUGGUGAAACCCUUCUUCACCUGUGCCAAGGAUCGCUUCCCUCAGGAGGUCCAGUGCGUGGCAGUGCGGAAGUGGGAACCGUGAGAACUGCACUGAACUGCGCUGCACGUCACUGCCGAAUCUCCUGUGAAUGUUAUUUGUGUGUGUAAGUCGCCCCCCCAUCUACAUGAGCUAGGUCAGUGCUGCAGUGUUGUUGUGAUUAUUAUGGAAGUCACUUUCAAAAUGCAAAAAAAAAAAAAAAAAACCCUGCCCUCCAAGAGGCAUCUCUGAUUAAAACCAGGUCU